Iphiclides podalirius (scarce swallowtail) is the source of this 483-nucleotide messenger RNA. NCBI's taxonomy places the organism in Eukaryota, Metazoa, Arthropoda, Insecta, Lepidoptera, Papilionidae. The record is from the annotation of a GenBank genome assembly.
AUGGGCUUUAAAUGCGUUGUAGUAUUGCUAGCCCUCCGUUAUCCCUCGAACGCGUGUUCCAUCUCGGCGGGCGCGGCGCGUGUGUGCGUGUGCCCGUGGCGGCCCACAGGCGCAGCUAAUGCGUUCCGCGCGCACACACGCGCACGCCCGCCGUGCGCACACGCGGCGUACACGUGGCGCUUGUGUGCGCGGGCGGACUUUGGUAUUUUGAUUGGUCAUGCAUUUCACGUGUUUAUAACCUCCGCCGGGCUUCUCCAGUGCGGGCGAGCAAUAAAAGCUAUAAUUUAUAAGGCGAUCCGGCGCCCGUACCUAAGGGCGAGCAAGUUGUAUUUCACGUUCGGCCCGAUAAGCGAUCUAACGUGGGCUGUAAUGCGCGCGAUGGCUUUAGCUCGCGCUCCGCCGCCGCUGUGCGACGCGCCUAUAAUUUCGCCGAUUCGUGGCCGAGCGUUUUAUCGGAACGAUCACACUAUUUUUCGAACUUUC